Messenger RNA from Neurospora crassa OR74A, 804 nucleotides. RefSeq lists its product as hypothetical. The coding region runs from base 13 to 804 and encodes 263 amino acids. Lineage: Eukaryota; Fungi; Ascomycota; Sordariomycetes; Sordariales; Sordariaceae. The record is from RefSeq and is a predicted model, not a curated record. The transcript has a single exon.
GAAUCGAAUCCCAUGGUCCGCAGAAUCCUCUGCGAGAGGAUCAGAGUCACCGUUGGCGGCGGCGGCGGCGGCAACGGCCACCGACAGCAACAACGACAACACGGACAAUCCUCAGAUCCGGCAACAACUUCAAGGCCAACAAAAGUCUUCUCCCUCCACAAUCGGGUUUACUGCGAUUGCUCGAAAUACUUCAGCACCACCCUCAGCCCACGUGAUCACGAUGUCUUCGUUGAGGCCCAAACAGGCCACUUUGUCUUCAACGCCAACGAUGAUGACGGCGACGACGACGAUGACGUUGACGAACCAGACGACUUUUACUGCUGGGCCGUCUGGCUCUAUGUUUGCAGUGGCUGCAAGCACGAGUUCCAGGACGAUCACCGGUAUAGGCCUUCCAGGCCGGAGUCCGGUAGGGCUUCCUCAGGGUCCUCGGAGUCGGCUGCUGGGGCAGGGGAAUACCUCUACGCCUCCCAUAAACCCUACGGAUUGCCCCAGCCCCCUCUUUGCAAGUCCCUCUCCAAUCGCAUCGCAGAAGAAGAAGGAGAAGGAGAAGGAGACCGUACCCGCUAUGGCGGCCUCGAGGAUGAAAGAAGACGCCGCAACUGCUACGGAAAAGGGGGAAAUUUGUCGUCGUCGAAAGUUACGGGGUGGUUCUGCGCCAGGGACAGCGGUAGCGGCAUCAAAGAAGAGCCCAACGGGGUCAACCCCGUCAGCGACCCCAACGCGCCCAUAGAAGCAGCAGCCGCUUACAUAUUCGGAUACCGCCUUUGUUGUCGAUUACCAGGAAGGGGAUUGCACAAUCACUGA